UAUCACUGGUUGCAUUGCAACCGGUAACAACCCGCAACAGCCGAUGUCGAGUUCAUUGCGUGCGAGAGAAUCAAUAAAUCGGCAGGCCGACGCAGAAGACUAUGUUACAGAUCACAGACUAAGAGACUUCUUCACUAACCUAACAGCUGCCAUCGUACACCAUAGACCAGAUAAUCCAAAAGAAUUCAUGGUACAGUACAUACAAGAACUGAAAGACAAACGAGAAGGGGAGAGGCAUGAUGCACCUUGUUUGUUUCAAGACAACAAUAUCCGAGCAAUGUUUGGCAUGUUUGACGUAACACAUCGAGGUUACAUUACGAGAAAGCAAUAUCUAGAAGCUCUCAAGAACUUUGGAGUCAGCUCUUUCAACGAACACCCAGCGGGAACUGAAGUAGACAAGAUAACUCUUGACACUUUCAUGAAGGAAACAUGAUAGGAAGAGCAGGAAGAGAUGGCCAUAAGUCAACUGCAGCCAUUGUGUUCCAUCCCAAAGAACUUAGAAACAAGACCAAGGACAUCCACAUAAACAGCAUCCUAGGAGGAGGCUGCAUUAGAAGAGGCCUUCUGACUGCCCUAGACUUUGAAGAAAUUCCUAUCCAUGAAUCCAGCCUAUGCUGCACAGGAUGCACUGUGGAAACCGUAGACCCAAAUGGCUAUAUCGUGCCACAACAGACUCACCACACAUGUUUAGCUCGCCAUUCCAGGAAACACAAAUGGCAAAACGUGAGUA
Corticium candelabrum is the source of this 730-nucleotide messenger RNA. RefSeq names its product EF-hand calcium-binding domain-containing protein 10-like. Gene Ontology annotation, molecular function: calcium ion binding. The coding region runs from base 44 to 433 and encodes 129 amino acids. Lineage: Eukaryota; Metazoa; Porifera; Homoscleromorpha; Homosclerophorida; Plakinidae. The transcript is spliced from 4 exons. The record is from RefSeq and is a predicted model, not a curated record.